This is a messenger RNA of Paramacrobiotus metropolitanus, 2209 nucleotides long. Its product is annotated as alpha-1,6-mannosyl-glycoprotein 2-beta-N-acetylglucosaminyltransferase-like. The record is from RefSeq and is a predicted model, not a curated record. Bases 535 to 1881 code for a protein of 448 amino acids. The transcript is spliced from 5 exons. Gene Ontology annotation, cellular component: Golgi stack; Golgi membrane. Gene Ontology annotation, molecular function: alpha-1,6-mannosylglycoprotein 2-beta-N-acetylglucosaminyltransferase activity. Lineage: Eukaryota; Metazoa; Tardigrada; Eutardigrada; Parachela; Macrobiotidae. Gene Ontology annotation, biological process: oligosaccharide biosynthetic process; protein N-linked glycosylation.
CUACUGCGUGGAUUAAAGAGUGAAAUUCGCUUUGAAUUGAAUUUCGGCAAAUAUCUGAUGCUUUACAGACAGAUUACAGUCGUAAAAUGAUAGAUAAUAGGUAGUUAGGUACCCACAGUAAGUACAGUUAUUGGAAAGUUUUUGCAGGCUAUGGGACAAAAAAAGCAAUGUUCGCUUGCCGGUUUACGAGCAGUGUUCGCCAAGGACGAUGCUGCGCGCGAGGCGAUCAACCCAUUUCACGACCGUGUCGCAUGAUAGCCAUUCGAUUUCGACUGCCGAAAAACAGCCACAACAGCUAGGAGUGUGGGUGCGCUCCGUGCAAUGCACACUGUCGGGUAAUGCGGGAUCGUUUGCAUGGUUCUUGCGUUAAUCUUAUCUAUUUUUACGGACUCGAUAUCGACUGCGAGAGCGGUACAUUUCAUGUAGCGGCUCACGGCCGUUUGAGUCGUCAGUCGAUAAGACAAUAGUAUUGACGUGGUAUUCCGGACGCUGGAUUUCAGGCGCAAUGCUGAAUCUCCUUCUGAAGGGAAUAACAUGACCGUCAGACUACUGAAUUUCCGCUUUUUGCGGAAGUUUGCUUUCGGAGGGAUCGUGAUGACGUUUUUGGGAUGGCUGUUGUAUACCAGCUAUUUGUCGACAAACAACAGCACCUUGCACAGAAACUUGGGAGAGUUCUUCGACGUUGGUCCGAAGCAGACCGCGAACAUCAGUAUGGCUUCUCACUCCGAUGAGUUGGCAUUAACCUCCCUGUCAGAGAUCAGAAAAUUACGAGCUCUAAGGAAACUGGUCGGGAAUCGCAACGUUCGCGCUUUGGAAAAAUUGGGGAAGCUCUCUGCCGAGAGAAAGAAUUUUCGCUAUGUGAUUGUGGCGCAAAUUCACAAUCGGUUGGCAUAUAUUCGAGCCCUGCUGGAUUCUUUAGCCGGGACUCACAACAUAUCCGACGCGCUUGUUAUCUUCAGCCAUGAUGUUGUGGAUGAACAAAUCGAUAAUUUUGUUUGGGAUGCGGAUACCACUUUCGAGAUUGUCCAGAUAUACUUUCCUCAUUCCCUACAACUGCACCCUAAUGAAUUUCCUGGCCCGUCUGCCUUGGAUUGCCCAGACAGAAUUAGUAAAGCUGAAGCGGCCAGUCUGCGUUGCAAUAAUCACGACCAUCCGGAUUCCUAUGGGCAUUAUCGGACUGCUAAAGUCACACAAAUCAAACAUCACUGGUGGUGGAAGUUUCACGUCCUCUUUAAUCACGUUCCUUGGGCUCAGAAUGGAUUACCAGUGAUAUUUCUGGAAGAGGAUCAUUACGUGCUCCCAGAUGCACUCUCCAUUCUGGACCGGCUUCUCGCAAUGAGAGACACUGCCUGCGCGCCGAAAUGUCCGGUGCUGUCAAUUGGGCACCACAAAACGAAGCUGACCGAAGAACCCAAUGCUUACCGGAAAUAUUUUGUCGAACAAUGGGCCGGUGCUCGCGAUAACAUUGGCAUUGUUUUUGACUUUGACCACUACAAAGCCAUUAAUAGUUGUGCGUCAAUUUUUUGCACUGUUGACGAUUACAACUGGGACUGGAGUUUGAAUUUUCUAACGGAUCGGUGUCUGAAGAAGGAAUACAAGAUGCUGUUGCCGUUGGCACCUCGUGUGUUGCACAUCGGUGAUUGUGGCGGUCUUCACCAUAGUCAAGGUUGCAAUCCACGGGAUUCCGUACGAAAAGCUAAGGAGACGGUGAGCGCUGUUGAAACACAACUGUUUCCUGAUAAACUGGAAAAGAUCACCUCUGAAUCGCUGCCUAAGUUAAGGAAUCCGAAACCCAACGGGGGAUGGGGAGAUCCACGGGAUAUAGAGUUAUGUCAGAACGUUUCACAGUCUUUCAGGUUUGGAAUGGAGCACGUUAAUUGAGGAAUUAUUUGGCUUGUUGGUGAUAUGAAUAUUUAUAUGGUUUACUGCUCCAGCCAUCUUAAUGCCAUGGCUUUUGAUCUCUUUAUCAGUUAUGUAGCGGAAGGUUUAUUAGUUAACAACUUUUCGGUUGCAUGCUCAAAACUCGAUGUAUUUACGGAUUGUGGAAAUCUACAGUAGUUGAUGAUAUUUCCCGGUAGUUGUUCGUGGAGAGUCAUCCUUAUGUGUCAUUUUGUUGAAACACUUGAUUUUAGUUGUGAACUGCGUUAGACAGUGGUUGUUUGCGAAGUUCGGAUUCAAAGUACAGUUAAAGUAGUGAUUAUAUUUUGUA